Messenger RNA from Eucalyptus grandis, 1845 nucleotides. RefSeq lists its product as uncharacterized. The transcript is spliced from 2 exons. Lineage: Eukaryota; Viridiplantae; Streptophyta; Magnoliopsida; Myrtales; Myrtaceae. The coding region runs from base 1 to 1845 and encodes 614 amino acids. The record is from RefSeq and is a predicted model, not a curated record.
AUGGUUGGGGAAGGAGAUGAUGUGUCUCUGGGACAGCUGGAGCAUUCAAUUUUUUGUACUGCUCGGCUUGAUUUUCCAGAUAGUUCUUGCUGUAUAUGGAAGCCGCAGGAAAACCUCAAGCUCACGACAGUCAGCCUCAACAAGUACGAGGAAGAGUGCGAUACUGAACUAAAAGCAUUGUUGGCGCCUGUGAUUCUACUGCUGCUGGGGAAUCCAGAUAGCAUCACCGCAUAUUCAGUGGAAGACAACCGGCUCAGCGUGAGGCGUGUGUUGAACCUCGUCAUCACAUUUUCUUUUGUGGUCUGCAUCCUCAAGCGAAAUUGGAAGACCUCCAUCCCGAUGAUACUGUACUUUCCGAUAUUUGUCGCUGGGAUAAUCAAGUACGGGGAAACAAUUUGGGCGCUCUUUUCUGUGUACGACGAGAACACGAAUAUGAGAGAAGAGGAUUUCAAUGAAGCAGAAAAGAUGUUCUCUGCACUGGAGAACUUCAAAGUUCCCGGUUUGGAUAUUUUAUUGAGGGCUUACUAUCGGUUUGAUUGCUUAAAGCCUCACCUUGUGGACUGGCUGAAGCACCCUGUCUUCAUGGAGCAUCGUAAUAAGUUGAUCAAAAACUACAGUCCAGAAGACGUAUUCUUGACAACCGAUAUGGAACUUGGUUUCAUGUAUGACGUCCUCUACACUAAAGCACCAGUUCUUUAUACCAAGCGUGGGAUCACGCUCCGUGUCAUCAGUUAUUUCAGUUUGCUGCUGACCUUAGGCGGAUUCAUGGCGCUUUUCUUUGACGAGCACUGGAGAGGUCCGUAUGUUGUCUACACGUUUGUGCUGCUGACAGGAGUCGUGCUUCUGGAAACUUACCAGUUGUUGAAGCUAUUCUAUUCGGAUUGGGUGAUUAUAAUGAAUAGGAACCACCUUGAUAAUACAUUGGUCUUGAAGUUUCUGAGAUUUCUCGUCAAACGAUCUCUGAAGAAGCAAAGGUGGUCUCACAGAAUUCAGCAAUUUGAUUUUUUAGAUUUCUGCCUAUCCGAGAAACAGCCCUGGCAUUUCAAAAUCCUCAAACCGUUCGGCAAGGCUGACAAGUUUAAGAGAUAUUGGUUAACGAAAUCUGUGCAAAUUCCCCUGUAUUUGAAAGAAUUAUUGCUUGAAGACAUGAAAAAAUUCGAAACAGAGAGAGCCUGGCAACCUUUCACGAAAAGAGGCGAAUGGACACUCGACAUUCAUAAUCGCCGCCAUCAUGAGUCCCCAGUUAAGCUCAAAUGGAGUAUCGAGGAGACAUUCGAUAGAAGCAUUAUCAUAUGGUACAUUGCAACCUAUAUCUGCUACGAUUCGUGCCCCGAAGAUUCAAACCGUUACAAGGCAAGCAAGCUGAUAUCAGAUUACAUGAUGUUCCUUCUAGUACUACAUCCUCACAUACUCUCCUUAACCACAGCCAAGCUCACUUGCCAAAAUGCUUACACGAAGUUCAAGACGUUCUUGAAGCAAAUCCCGAAAGAGCAGCGCGACAGAGAGAACAUCCUGAAAAUUCUAUCAGGAACAGAGUACGACCAAGAAAUUCCCUUAAAUGGGCACCUCGAACCAGUUAUCACCAGAGGGUGGAAUGUUGUCGAGGAAGCGCGUACACUCGCGAGAGAGCUGAAAAGUACUACAGACAAAUGGGAGCUCAUCGGCAGCAUUUGGAAUGAGAUGCUAUGUUUCGCAGCAUACAAUUGCCAGCAAUACCACCACACGAAGCUGCUGAGGCAGGGCGGAGAAAUCAUAACGCACGUGUGGCUACUCCUUUCUCACGAGACGGACAAGUUCAACACCAAGAAGUACAUGGAUAAGGACAGAGAGAUCGAACAGAGAUGA